Molecule: messenger RNA, 705 nt
Organism: Aspergillus ibericus CBS 121593
Lineage: Eukaryota; Fungi; Ascomycota; Eurotiomycetes; Eurotiales; Aspergillaceae
Product: phosphatase PAP2 family protein
Exons: 3
Coding region: 1-705 (234 amino acids)
Biological process (GO): lipid biosynthetic process; protein N-linked glycosylation
Cellular component (GO): intracellular membrane-bounded organelle; endoplasmic reticulum membrane
Molecular function (GO): dolichyldiphosphatase activity
Source: RefSeq, a predicted model, not a curated record
AUGGCUGAUAUACCAUUGGCAUCCUUGUCUUUGACCCACGUCCACUACAACCCUCACGACCCACUCUCUUUCCUUUCUGCUUGGCUUGCUCUGGUGCCACAAGCACUAUGCGUGUGCUACGUGACUCUCAUCUGGGCUUCGAGGGAAGUCGAAGUCGUCCUCAUGUUUGCCGGUCAGCUGGGCUGCGAGGCACUAAAUUUCGUGCUGAAGCGGAUUGUCAAAGAGGAGAGGCCAAAGCAAAUGCUGGGUAAAGGGUAUGGCAUGCCAUCUUCCCAUGCCCAGUUUAUGGCCUACUUUGCGGUUUAUGCAGGACUCUUCCUCAUUUACCGACACAGCCCGGCCUUGACACACUCGGGAGCGACGCUCCAUUUCUGGGUGCGAGUGCUUCUCGCUUUGGUGCUGUGCAUUGGCGCCGGUGCAGUGGCCGUUAGUCGUGUUUACCUCAACUACCAUACUCCCCGACAGAUCCUAGCAGGGUGUUGCGCGGGGGUGGUGUGUGCGUUUUCUUGGUUCUUCGUCACCAGGCUUCUGCGGAUCCAUGGGUGGAUUGACUGGACUUUGGACCUGGAGGCGGUUCGAUUCUUUCGAGUACGAGACUUGGUGGUAAGUGAAGACCUUGUUGAGGCCGGAUGGCAACGGUGGGAAGCAAAGCGGAAGUUGAAGCGGAAAGGUGCCAGGGAUCAGAUGUCAUCGAAAUCCGAAUAA